AUGCAACUACAACAACUUGGAUUUGUACCAUCCAAGGCAGACACAUCCUUGUUCUUUUACAAUAAAGGAAAUGUCACUAUUUUUGUGCUAGUUUAUGUUGAUGAUAUUAUUGUUGCUAGCUCGAGUUCAAGUGCCACUACUUGCUUACUUAAAGAUCUUAAGUUGGAAUUUGCCCUCAAGGAUUUGGGAGAUCUUCAUUACUUUCUUGGCAUUGAGGUCAAACAGAUAAGAGAUGGUAUACUUCUGACACAGGAAAAAUACACAGCUGACAUACUCAGGAGAGUAGGUUUGGAAAAAUGUAAACCUGUGAGUACACCUAUCUCAACUUCUGAAAAACUUUCUGUUGAAAGUGGAGAGCCAUUUGGAUCAGACGAUGCAACAAAUUACAGGAGUGUUGUGGGUGCCUUGCAAUAUUUGACACUUACACGCCCUGACAUUUCUUAUGCUGUCAACAAGGUAUGUCAGUACUUACAUGCUCCUAGCAUUACUCAUUGGACUGCAGUUAAGAGGAUUUUGAGGUACCUUAAGUUUUCAGAGGGGCUUGGACUUCAAAUUAUCAAGUCUUCUUCUAUGCUUGUUACUGCCUACUCUGAUGCAGACUGGGCAGGAUGUAUUGAUGAUAGAAGGUCAACUGGUGGAUUUGCUGUAUUUCUGGGAUCCAAUCUUGUGUCAUGGAGUGCAAGAAAGCAGGCUAUAGUUUCGAGAUCAAGUACUGAGGCUGAAUACAAAGCUUUGGCAAAUGCCACAAUUGAAGUAAUGUGGAUACAGACACUACUUUAUGAACUUGGAAUUAAGACUCCAAAAGCUGCCAGACUAUGGUGUGAUAAUAUUGGUGCAACCUAUCUGUUAGUCAGAGAAAGAGUAGCUAGAAAGCUCCUCGAGAUUCAGUUCAUUCCUACUGGAGAUCAACUUGCUGAUGGAUUCACAAAGCCUCUCACUAUGAGGAGCUUAGAUGAGUUCAAGUACAAUCUCAACCUUGGUCAAAGUUCAUGA
Messenger RNA from Aegilops tauschii subsp. strangulata, 993 nucleotides. The record is from RefSeq and is a predicted model, not a curated record. Lineage: Eukaryota; Viridiplantae; Streptophyta; Magnoliopsida; Poales; Poaceae.